AUGGCCUCUAGCUCCGCAGCCCCAGGGACUUCCUCAGCGGCAAGCGGCUACCCAGCGACCGUGAUCGCCGGAGUCGAUCCCGAGUCAGCGCAAGGACUUCGGAUGCGAAUCUCCUCCAAUCUCUUCGACAUCGACACCUACACGAAGGCGUCCGAGUUCGUGGCUCUUCGCUCCAUUUGCGAACGCCAGUCCCUCCGAAAUUUUCGCAAAGCACACCCUUGUGCCUCCGAUGAAGAAGUGGGACGUCGCUGGCUAGCCGAGCUUACGGGGACAGCCGUCGACAGCGAGGGUCGGCCAGCCAUCACCAUCACCAAUGCGGAGCAACGACCCGACCUCGAUGCAGCGGACCAGAAGUCCAACAAGCGCGUCGGCGAGUACCUCAACUUCAUCUCCAACCAGCUCGACAAGCGGGUCCACGAGAAGUCCCUCGACUGCACCUUCUGCGGCUUGCUCUUCCCCGCCUACUACCUGCUCGACAUGCUCCCCGACGGCGACAACGACUGGCGUGGACGAUCGUACCGGGCGUGCUACCAGUGCACAACGUGUCAGAACGACGAUUUCGUUUGGCACUCCGAUGACCCCCGCUUGAGCCCGGCCAAUCUGUUCGAGAGGGGCUCCCAAGCUGGCGACACCGUCGACUACUCGGACCGAGAUCCCGUCGCUGAGCUGGACGCCGACUGGGAGAAGAAGCCCAAAGGUUGGCAUGUUGCUCUCAUCACCACGAAUGAGUACUACGGGCGGUGUGCCGUUAGGUCGGUGUGGGACCAGAGCCUCCAACGAUGGCGGCGUGAGCCAGUCUUCCACAUCAAGCACGUCCCAGUCGAGUCCCUAACGAUCGCACAGUGGUACCAGGUAUGCCAGAAGGUCAACAAACUUCGACGGGAUGCCUACAAGGACCGCCUCCAGCCCCGAGCACAGACCUGGGCCCACAUGUGUCAGGAGAUCGAGGAGGAGCGCCCAGGGCUUCACAAGGCCGAGAUUCGUCGACAGGUCCGACUUCGAGUACUUCGCCUCACCGAGCAGCUCACGGCCGACAUCCUAGGAAUGCCGGACGACCAACGCCUCGAGAUGCUGCACCUCUUUCGGAUGGGACCAGUCACAGACCACAUGGACCAGCACUUCAUUUGUAGGCACCCCUCGUGUCGGCGCGUGAUCCAUAACCACCGCUGGGUCCGCCAGAUCCGGGUCGACGAGCCCAUUGCCGAGCAGUCUGGUCGAUACACCUGCCCGGCGUGUUUGACCCCCUACAGACCUUGGGCCUCAAAGACGAACCCCCGAGCUUCGCAAGCCCCCGACUUGGUCCCGGCCCAGAAGGCAUUGGUCGUGGAGUCCUCGAGCGCCGACUCCCCCGAGAUGGACUCUGGGGCCCAACGAGUUCAGCAGCCUGGUCAGAAGGAGUAUCUGCUCUUCCUCAUGGAGUGGGAGAAGACGGACGAGGACGUCCUGAUCGCACGGAUGAAGCAGGUGAUCGCCGAAGUUCGUUGGGAUUCGGCAAAUCGUGACGACCCCGUCAAGGCCCUCACCGAGGCGAUCAUCGAAGCGGGCAGCCGUGUUCGGAAGCUCCCGUACUUUGAGGAGGAGACCUUCUCCGCGUACAACGCCACCGAGCUCUUCAACCGCAACAUGUCGGCCAACACGAAGUACCGACUGGACUUGCUGCCAACAGCACAGCGCCCCAAUGCACACUUCGAUGAGGAGCGGAACACAUCUGCCUCCUUCCAGGCCUAUGACAUGCGGCAGUUCAUGGCUGACCCCCCCCGAUACCAGUGGGUCCGAUACGAUUACGACGGGGAAGAGACCCCGGUGCUGUCCCAGAACGAUUUCAUUCGAUUCGUCACCUUGUGCUACACGCGCCUUCGGCUCCUCCAGUACCUCUCGGGCGAGCAGCAGACCUCUGCCAUCCCCACAGUCGACCACGAUCAGCUCCGCGUGAUGCGCUCUAAGCGGAAAGCCUCCGACCUGAUCGCCUGA
Messenger RNA from Symbiodinium natans, 1971 nucleotides. The record is from the annotation of a GenBank genome assembly. NCBI's taxonomy places the organism in Eukaryota, Dinophyceae, Suessiales, Symbiodiniaceae.